Suillus discolor is the source of this 3958-nucleotide messenger RNA. RefSeq lists its product as uncharacterized. Lineage: Eukaryota; Fungi; Basidiomycota; Agaricomycetes; Boletales; Suillaceae. The record is from RefSeq and is a predicted model, not a curated record. The transcript has 5 exons. The coding region runs from base 325 to 3945 and encodes 1206 amino acids.
CAGUACGGCUAUCAGCAUGAAACUCGAUCCUGAGAAAUUACCGCAGAAAUCCCGGUGCUUGUUUGAGUCCGUUGCCGUGUCCUUCUCAAUCAUCAUCCUCGUCGUCAAGUGGCUCGAGCUCACAAAAUUUCCAUUGUGCGCCGCCGUCCACCUCAACAUCUCCAGGGACAUAGAACGUCGAUACUGUUUUAAAGUGGACUGCACCAGGACGGUUUCCAGAUAAUUCUACUGGAUCGCACUCGUUUUUAAAGUUUCUCUUUAACCGAGCAACGCAACACAUUACCGUUACCAGCAGUCCGCAAAAACAGGAAUCGUCGGCUCUCGAUGCCCAGUUUAUUCUCGCGGACCCGCACUACUUCGACAACAGGCAAGAAGCACCCGAGUGGCAAUCAAGACCUACCUUAUGAUGAGUUUGGGCGCGUAAAUAGUAGAAAUUCCGCCAAAGAUGUCACUAGCAGCAAGCGUACUCCUCCCAGUACGCUUAUGAAACAGAAACAACGAAACCGAACCCUCAGCACUCCUGAGACAGAACCAUUCGCUCACAUUCCUGAUGGGUCCUUUCUCCCUUUGAAUUUGGAACCCAAAGAUAUUGACCACGAGCAGCAAGCGCAUGACUACGGAUACUUGUCUUAUCAGCGGCACGUUGUACUGGGUCUUGAUGAAGUCGUACGCCUCGUGGACGUUGUGGCCAGCGAGUUAGGCACCAGAGCACUGACCACUCCAUUUAUUUUUUCGACUCUGGCACUUGAUGUCUCGGCAAGUUCUGUUAGGGGGCUUAUCAGAGCAUUUCUGGAAACAUGUACGGGCGGAAUCGAUGCGGAACACCGUUGGAGAGAGGAGGCCAGACUUGCAGGUCCGCACGAGCUUGGCAUGUGUAUACGAUGGGGACUUGCCAGAGUUGUCAGAGUUGUUGGUGGACAGGCGGUGAGAGGCCUCAUUGCUUGGGACCAUUAUACAGAGUUCCGAGACUCUGAAGCAAUACAGAACUAUCCUCCGAAACACUUCUCUGCCUUCCUUCCACCUCUUCCCUCGACUCUGCGCUCGAUUCUGCUCACUCUGUUAAGCCUGCUUAUUCGGUUCACAGCGCACAGCACCAGCUCUGGACACACACCUCCAACUAUCUCCCCCUUAUUCGGACCCUUGCUAUUCGGCCUCGGUCCCGCCACUCUUGCAUUCCACCACACCUAUAUCCACUACCUCCGCGCCGUUAAUGCCACCGAACAUCUCCUUCUCUCCUUUAUCCGUUGGCAAUCUACAUCUGACCUCGGUGUUCCUACCCGGCUCAAAGAAUGGAUCCGCUCAUAUCCCUCCACCCUCCCCGCCUUGCACCACUCAGCCAAGCAUGAACGCCCACAAGCACGCAGGGGUGCACGUACGGUGCGUGUCGUAAGCGUAAGGCGUAAUGUACGGAUGUAUAGCCCGGACUUAGUAAACACGGCUGCAAGCUGGGCACAUCGGCCACAUGGGCAUGGCCUAGCGGGAUCAAAGGAGUGGGAAAGGAUUGCCCCGCCUUCACUCAAGCUGUCCCCGAGAUACUCAGAAGCAUACAAGAAGCGUAUGGACCUACCGUCACAUGUACACCCGUACACUGGUCCCAGCAUUGCUCCGGCAUCUGCGACCAGCAGCACGUCGUCUUCUCUAUCUGAUGACAGGGAUGCUGUGACGGGCCUGGGACUACGGGAGGGCGAAGAGAGGUUUAGGAGCCUUACAGAUUUGAAGUGGGGUGAGUUUGAGAUGAUGGGAUUCGGGGCGAUCGCUACGGAUGAGAAGAAAUUGCAGUUUGAUCUGACGGAAAGCGCGCGCACGGCCCGUGCUGCGAAACGUGCUACUCUCACGUGGACCGACUUCUCUACAACUGGUUUUACACGCACAGAUGCACCUUUAAGUGCUACCCUCCAAUUUAGCACGCCUCUCACUCACACAAUCUCUGCGUGGCCCUCGCACAAUGCCGACCUUACCAAAAAGCUCAAGAAGACCGCCAGGACCUUGCCUGAUUUUGGUUGGGAUACAGAACCUGUCCUCGGCACGGAAGAAGUGGUAGAAGAGGCGUUUGUGGACGUAUUUUGCGAUUUGGUUUGGGGAGGGGGUUGGCGGGAGGAAAUUGGCGGGAUCUUGAGUGCAGAGGGACCUGCAGCAGAGGUCGAGAGGGAGUGUAACUGGGCAUUGAUUGAAUUCAAGUCUCUUCCGAUAUCUGCAUCCACAUCCUCUCCAUUUCCCACGCCUAGUAGUGGCACUGACCCAAGAACAAGUACAACGCUCGUCUUGUUUGAGGAGUUUGUGCCCUUGGAGUACCGCCAGCAGCUUGCCAAGGACAGUGGCGGGAAGCGAAGAAUGCCGUUUCUGUUCAUGUCCCCUAACAGCAAGUCUCGCCCAUGGAAACCCGCUGCUACACUCAAUGGACGUCCUUACGUUGUCGGGCACGUCCCUAAGAGUCCGUCAUAUCGUGAAGUCGAAUUUGAGGGACUGCUGAGAUCGAACGGGAGUAAGGUUCUUUCACUAGACAAGCCCAGCGGGGGUCCGAUGUUGUCCGGUACAACAGGAGCCCUUUCUCCCAUAACUUCAGACGAACAACCCUCCACCACACACUCAGCUCUUCCCACUCGACCGACUGUGGCUAUCUCUGCACCGCUCUAUACUCGGCUAAAAGACAACGACAAGCCGCCAGCGCUGCCCGCAAAAGACAAGGACAGAGACUCAAAGAUCGAGCGCAGAGCCUCCGACUCGCCCAUUUCCCCGACAUCUGCACGUAAGCUCGCCUCGCGCUUUCGCGUCCACCCCAGUUUUCGCCGCUCAGGGGUCGUCCCUGCUGAAUAUGCAGAGGCCACAGUAGAUUUUGAAACGAGGCUGGCGAGCUACUCAGAUGAUGAACUGAAUAACAUGACAUCUUCAUCUGCAGGAGGGAGAGAGAGGGAUGAGAGAAGGCGCUCAAAGGACGAUGCGUGGGUGGAUAUCCUGGUCGCGACACACAGCCGGCGGAUUGGUGGGCAGGAUGCGGAUAUUCGUCCGUUCAGCGCACGCGGGAAGGGCAUGCAAGACCCGGAGAUUGCGAGCCACGAGGUUGCACAAGUACUCGCAGGCGUGGCUCUAGCGCAGUUACCAUCAAGCGAUGACGAGCCUGAGCCGAUACCCACCGUGGCGCCAAGCAUAACAAGUGAAGAUGUGGAUGUGGAUGUGGACAGUGUAAUGUCGUAUCCAAAGACGACAACCUGCAGUGUGCCGAAACGCUUGGGGUACUUUGAUUUGCAUCCAGAACGCAGGCCUGGACAUUCGCCGCAACCAAUAAGCUUGGGCGAUGACUCAGAUGGAGAUGAUGUACGCUAUGGAAGCCCCGACAGACCCUCGCCGUUGGAGUUUCCCAUGCCUUCAAAUACCGAUAGUGCUUACCCCCAGCCCCUGCGAGGCUCAAUGGACACCGAAGAAAGCGACUAUGCACCCACUUCCACGCACUCCCUCCAGCUCGAUGCGUCAGACUUGAUGUACGAAGACCACCGCGUAGCCAAGGAUAAAGAUAGCAAAUAUUCGGGGACGGGAAUUAUGACUAUGCCGCAGCUUAUAGCUGUGACACCCGUGACGCCGGAGAAGGGAGAAAAGGACAGAGACAAGAGCCGGACGGCUGCGCUGAUUGAAAUGUACCGCGAGCGCGAGAAGAAGUCGUUCACGACUAGUCCCGUGCCGGUACCAAAGCUCCCCGUGCAUUCGACUUUACUGUCUCCUCAGACGAAGGAGUCGCCGUUACCACCCGUGCCUGUGGUUGAGCUGGAGCCUGUUGUAGUGACCCCAGCGGAGGAUGUUAUUGAGGAGCCCACACACACAGAAGGCUCGCAGGGUGAGGAACUUCUACAGCCCCUAGGUUUGUUGUAUAAUGGGAACGGGCGGGAUAGUCCCGCUAGGUAUGUGCAUGGUGCACCGUUACAUAAUGUGAUGGAGGAGGAAGAGGAGGAGUGAGUGAUUGCAGCCC